Messenger RNA from Macrosteles quadrilineatus (aster leafhopper), 761 nucleotides. RefSeq lists its product as uncharacterized. The transcript is spliced from 3 exons. The record is from RefSeq and is a predicted model, not a curated record. NCBI's taxonomy places the organism in Eukaryota, Metazoa, Arthropoda, Insecta, Hemiptera, Cicadellidae. The coding region runs from base 125 to 700 and encodes 191 amino acids.
AGCAUAUAUGUUGCAACAGACAUUAUUCAAUACUUGAUGACACAUAGGUGAACACCUGAUAUUAUAUAAGUCGUAGUGAGAAGUCUGUAGUUAGUCAUUCACCGAGUAAGCCAUAAGAGCCACAAUGAACGCAGUGCUACUGUUUAUCUCUGUGGUCAUCCACGUGGUGUACUGUGAAUAUCCCGUGGUACAGGAAGUGCCAUGUGAACGACAGAAUUGGCCUAGUGCGUACUUACCAGCCAAGGAUUGGAAAGAGGGUCUGCAACACUCACACCAAGGAGAAGAAGAAAAAGACAACCAAGUAAAAAUUGCCGACUUCUUCAUCACACUGGAUGGAAUGAAACUGAAAGAAUCAGCUGUUCUUUGUAGAGUUGAAUCAGCCGCCCAAAUAAAUUCCUUCUGGUUUGAUAUUGCCGGCCCGAAACACGAGGGCUAUGUAGAAAAUGAAAGCUUCGUGUUCAGCGAUGGAGUAGGAAUCAAAAACAAGCUGAGGCUUGGAAUUAGAUCAAAAGAUUUUGGAAAGGAAGGUGAACAUGAGAAUGACAUUGUGAAAUUCAAGACAAGGGUACAGCUUUAUGGAACCGCAGCGACUAAAGAAAAUACGAAGAUAACCUGCGGUGCAGGUCCAAAUGGAGACAUCUGCUCUAAUGACAAUAUCAAACUUGUCAUAGAUAUCAGAAACGAAUUAGACACAGCUUAAGCUUGUUGAUCGUUUCAACUAUGAAGUAAAAUUUGUAUUGCAUUAAAAAGUUUGAAGAAUC